AUGGUGAACUUCACGAUCGACGAGAUCCGGGCGUUGAUGGACAAGCCGACCAAUGUCCGGAACAUGUCGGUCAUUGCCCACGUCGACCACGGAAAGUCCACCCUGACCGAUUCCCUGCUGGCUAAGGCCGGUAUCAUCUCCACCGCCAAGGCGGGAGAUGCACGAGCAACAGAUACUCGUCAGGACGAGCAGGAGCGUGGUAUCACCAUCAAGUCUACCGCCAUUUCCCUGUUCGGCCAGCUCGAGAACGACGAUGAUAUCAAGGACAUUGUCGGCCAGAAGACUGACGGCAAGGACUUCCUUAUCAACCUGAUCGACUCGCCCGGUCACGUUGAUUUCUCCUCUGAGGUCACUGCUGCUCUUCGUGUCACUGAUGGUGCUCUCGUCGUCGUCGACACCGUCGAGGGUGUCUGCGUCCAGACCGAGACUGUCCUUCGUCAGGCUCUUGGUGAGCGCAUCAAGCCUGUCAUUGUCAUCAACAAGGUCGACCGUGCUCUUCUCGAGCUUCAGGUCUCCAAGGAGGACCUGUACCAGUCCUUCUCGCGUACCAUUGAGUCCGUCAACGUCAUCAUCUCCACCUACAUCGACAAGUCCCUCGGUGACGUCCAGGUUUACCCCGAGAAGGGUACCGUUGCCUUCGGUUCCGGUCUUCACGGCUGGGCCUUCACCAUCCGCCAGUUCGCCGUUCGCUAUGCUAAGAAGUUCGGUGUCGACCGCAACAAGAUGAUGGAGCGUCUGUGGGGUGACAACUACUUCAACCCUGCCACCAAGAAGUGGUCCAAGUCUGGAUCCCACGACGGAAAGCAGCUCGAGCGUGCUUUCUGCCAGUUCAUCCUUGACCCCAUCUUCAAGAUCUUCUCGGCUGUCAUGAACGCCCGCAAGGAGGAGAUCGCCACCCUCCUCGAGAAGCUUUCCCUCAAGCUUCCCGCUGACGACCGCGACAAGGAGGGCAAGCAACUGCUCAAGGCCAUCAUGCGCACCUUCCUGCCGGCCGCCGACUCCCUGCUGGAGAUGAUGAUCCUGCACCUGCCUUCUCCCGUUACCGCCCAGAAGUACCGCUGCGAGACUCUGUACGAGGGUCCCCCUGAUGAUGAGGCUGCCAUUGGUAUCCGUGACUGCGACCCCAAGGCUCCUCUCAUGCUGUACGUCUCCAAGAUGGUGCCGACCUCCGAUAAGGGCCGUUUCUACGCCUUCGGUCGUGUCUUCUCCGGUACCGUCAAGUCCGGUAUCAAGGUCCGCAUUCAGGGCCCCAACUACGUCCCCGGCAAGAAGGAGGACCUGUUCAUCAAGGCCAUUCAGCGCACUGUUCUCAUGAUGGGUGGCAAGGUCGAGCCCAUUGAUGACAUGCCUGCCGGUAACAUUGUCGGUCUGGUCGGUAUCGACCAGUUCCUGCUCAAGUCUGGUACCCUCACCACCAGCGAGACCGCCCACAACCUCAAGGUCAUGAAGUUCUCCGUCUCUCCUGUCGUGCAGCGCUCCGUCCAGGUCAAGAACGCCCAGGAUCUGCCCAAGCUUGUCGAGGGUCUCAAGCGUCUGUCCAAGUCCGACCCUUGUGUCCUGACCACUACCAACGAGUCUGGCGAGCACGUCGUUGCCGGUGCCGGUGAGCUUCACUUGGAGAUUUGCCUCAAGGAUCUUGAGGAGGACCACGCUGGUAUUCCCCUGAUCAUCUCCGACCCCGUCGUCGCCUACCGUGAGACCGUCACCGAGAAGUCGAGCAUGACUGCUCUGUCCAAGUCGCCCAACAAGCACAACCGUCUGUACAUGGUUGCCGAGCCCAUCGAUGAGGAGCUUGCCCUCGCCAUCGAGGCUGGCAAGGUCAGCCCUCGUGACGAUUUCAAGGCCCGUGCCCGCACUCUGGCCGACGACUUCGGCUGGGACGUCACUGACGCCCGUAAGAUCUGGACUUUCGGACCCGAUACCACCGGCCCCAACCUGUUGGUUGACCAGACCAAGGCUGUCCAGUACCUGAACGAAAUCAAGGACUCUGUCGUCUCUGGUUUCCAGUGGGCUACCCGCGAGGGUCCCGUCGGCGAGGAGCCCAUGCGCUCGGUUCGCUUCAACAUCCUGGAUGUGACUCUGCACGCCGAUGCCAUUCACCGUGGUGGUGGUCAGAUCAUCCCCACCGCUCGCCGUGUCCUGUACGCCGCUACGCUCCUUGCCAACCCCGCUCUCCAGGAGCCCGUCUUCCUGGUCGAGAUCCAGGUGCCCGAGCAGGCCAUGGGUGGCGUCUACGGUGUCCUUACCCGCCGUCGUGGUCACGUCUUCAACGAGGAGCAGCGCCCUGGUACUCCUCUGUUCACCAUCAAGGCCUACCUGCCUGUCAUGGAGUCCUUCGGCUUCAACAGCGAUCUGCGCCAGGCCACCUCCGGCCAGGCCUUCCCCCAGAUGGUCUUCGACCACUGGCAGACCCUGCCCGGUGGCUCGCCGCUUGACCCCACUUCCAAGGUCGGCCAGACCGUCCAGGAGAUGCGUAAGCGCAAGGGUAUCAAGGUCGAGGUUCCCGGUGUUGACAACUCGACGACUCGAGCAAAGGCUUUGUCGAGGGAAACGAAGAUGCUGUUCCCAGAGGAGGAUACGCCUCUCCUCAAGGCCUGGAUUGUCAAGCGUCUCGAGAACACAAAUGGUUACAGGUCCGACGCCGAUCCCGAUGUCUUGGCUGAUUACAUGCUCGCGCUGCUGGGUCACGAUGCAGACCCUGCCGGCGUCCGCAAGAUGUGCGAGGAGGAAAUGCCCGAUUUCCUAGGAGAUGGUACGUGCUCUGCAUGCGGAUUUUCACGCUCUCCAAGUAUCCUCCGAGUUAGGAACAAGGCCGCUGACUCCGGGGGUGUUCUGGUGCCCACAGACACGACCGCAUUUCUCAACGAUGUCUUCGAAGCAGUCACUUACAGGUCGUACCGUCCCGGCGCUCCGCCACCACCGCCCAAGCCAGCUGCGCCGCCCAUGAUGUCGCAACUGCCCCUGCCCACGGCUAGCGGUGUUAUCGUCCCCGCGGCCGGCCUCGACCAGUCCCAGAGUAGCGGUUCGAGAAAGCGGUCCUUCCACGAUGACAUGGGCGACGGAAGCGGCGGCGGCGGCGGCGGUAGAUCCUCCAAGCAACAACGUCGCGGUGGUUUCGGCGCUCGCGGAGGAAGGGGCGCGAUGGGCGGCCGAGGCGCGCAUUCGAAUUUCCAGAAUGCGCAGCCCUUCGGACAAUUCCCUGUGGCCGGCUUCGACCCGGCAGUCAUGGAGUCCAUCAUGAAGAUGCACCAGAUGGGAAUACCGAUCCCGCCCAUGCCCGGCUUCGACUCGCCACAACAGCAGGGCGCAUACGGGAGGGGACAAGGGCCGAGAGGUCAGCAGCCGCGUAGGAGGGGCAAGUGCAGAGACUACGAGAACAAGGGGUUCUGCACGAGGGGCAACAGCUGCAUGUAUGAGCAUGGCGAUAAUUCCAUCUUUGUCCCUGGUGGUACUUCCGCCGAAGAGUAUGACCCCAGUCAGGUCAGCCUGAUGAUGGGCAACAACGAGAGCGACAAAGCGCAGUUCACGCAAUCUGGACGAGGCGGGCGCGGUCGUGGUCGAGGAGGGAAUGCCCGAGGGCAGGAUCGGCACAGCCAAAAGCAGCGCCGGGGCAGAGCCCCCUUCUCAGCUGAUGGCCCUAUUAACGACCGGAGCAAAUCGACUGUGGUGAUUGAGAAUAUCCCCGAAGAGAAUUUCACCGAGGAAGAGGUUCGGUCCUACUUUACGCAGUUUGGAAACAUCCAGGAGGUGUCGAUGCAGCCGUACAAGCGACUCGCGGUGGUCAAAUUCGACAACUGGAACUCGGCCAAUGCCGCAUACCGUUCCCCCAAGGUCAUCUUUGACAACCGAUUUGUCAAAGUGUUUUGGUACAAAGACGACGCCUCCGCCGGCGUGGUGCCAGCCUCCAAGGGAGCCAGCGGCCAGGCGAACGUCAGCAAGGACGUGAUCAUGGGAGAGAAUGGUCAAGAGGGCGAGGCCGGCGAAGGUGAAGCGCCGCUCGACAUGGAAGAGUUCAGGCGGAGGCAGGAAGAGGCGCAAAAGACCCACGACGAAAAGCUGCAGAAGAAGCAGGAGCUCGAGCGGCAGAGACAGGAGCUCGAGGAGAGGCAGAGAGAACUGCUUGCGAAGCAGCAGGAGGAGAAGCAGAAGCUGUACGCCAAGAUUGCUGCCGCUAGCGGCAAUGGAGCAGCAGCAACGAGCGAAACCGGCACUCCUUCCUCGUCGACGGCGAACGGCGGGCCGCCGAGCAAGAGCGGUGGUCAACCAGGGUCGCAGACCGAGAUGCUGCGCGCGCAGCUCGCCGCCCUAGAGGAGGAGGCCAAGUCGUUGGGCAUCGACCCCAACGCCGUGGAAGACGACGCCGCGUCCCCGUGGCCGGGCUCUUUCCGGGGUCGCGGCCGCGGCCGCGGGGGCUACUACCGCGCCCGGGGCUUCGCGGCGCGCGGCGCGCGAGGAGGCGGGCCUCGCGGCGGCGGCGGCGGCGGAUCGCCGCACCAGGCCUACGCCGCGUACUCGCUCGACAACCGGCCGCGCAGGGUGGCCGUGUCGGGCGUCGACCUGUCGGUGCCGGAGCGCGACGAGGCCCUGCGGCAGCACCUGCUGGGCAUCGGCGACUUCACCGACAUCAGCUUCGCCGCCGACGGCAGCGGCGCCGCCGAGAUCACCUUCAAGGACCGCCGCACGGCCGAGAAGUUCUUCUACGGCCUGCCCCCCGCUGCUCCUGCUGCCGGCCCCGCCGGCGCCAAUGCCAAGACCAUCCCGGGCGUCGAGGGCCAGGUGGAGCUCAGCUGGGUCGCCAACACGGGUCCGGCACCGGCGCCGGCGCGCGCGACGGCGACGGCGACGGGCGACAACAAGACGGAGGUCAAGGACUUUGGUGGUGGUGGUCAAGGUGGUGUUGCCAAGACCGCCGGCGGCGACGGCGAUGCUAACGGCGACGUCGCGAUGGAUGGCGACGACAACAGCAACCACAACGGGCGCAGAGACACGGGGGUCGCGGCGCACCAGGACCAGCGACAGGCGGCGGAUAUGGACUACGACGUCGCUGCCGAGGAGGACUUUGACAUUGGCUAA
Molecule: messenger RNA, 5073 nt
Organism: Thyridium curvatum
Lineage: Eukaryota; Fungi; Ascomycota; Sordariomycetes; Thyridiales; Thyridiaceae
Exons: 8
Coding region: 1-5073 (1690 amino acids)
Biological process (GO): translational elongation
Cellular component (GO): cytosol; ribonucleoprotein complex
Molecular function (GO): ribosome binding; RNA binding; GTP binding
Source: RefSeq, a predicted model, not a curated record